GAGAGACAGCGUCCAACGGUCUUGGCGGCGUUGCCAGGGUAAGAGUCCAAUUAGGGUAGCCCCGCUUACUCCUAGUACGUAUGACUUCAUUGUGCCGGAAAUUGAGUCGACAACUCUAUCAACUACACCCCGAGCUUCCAAUUGCGCCAGAACGAGACAACACCUCGAUGAGCGUCAUUGCAAGAUGAGAAUCACGGUGAGGUCCCUGCUACUCUGCAGUACUCUUUGCGCUCGGGUCUCGGCGCAUUGGGCCGCGGAUAGCAAGCAGCAGCCCAUCGUACACCAUCAAGGUCCGCUUGGCGACAACAACGACGACGACGAAAAGACACCCGUGUACAGGACGUCACUGCUCUCACUCCAUCGUGCCCUCGUCGAUGUCCCCUCAAUCAGCGGCUCCGAACGCUCCGUAGCCAUCCUGCUCGAAAAGAUCCUCACCGAUUACAACUACACCGUCGAGCUCCAGCGUCUCUCUUCCACAAAGCCCUCCAGUGACGAGAAUGAUGAGAGCCACGCGCGAUACAACGUCCUGGCCUGGCCGGGCCGCAAUUCAGACCGCACUUUCCAUAACCGCGUCCUCAUAACAUCCCACAUCGACGUCGUCCCGCCCUACAUCCCCUACGCCAUCAACGGCACUCCCAUCGCCCCGGGCAGUCCCUACGACUUCUCCGACAUCACCUCCAACACCUUCAUCUCCGGCCGCGGCUCCGUCGACGCCAAAGGCUCCGUAGCUGCGCAAAUAACCGCCGCCUCCCUCCUGUGGUCCUCCCCCUCUAUCCACGCCUCAGACGUGAUGCUCCUCUUCGUGGUAGGCGAAGAGACCUCGGGACAGGGGAUGAAAUUCUUCUCCUCCUCCCUCUCGAACCAUACCUCGCCGCCGGGCGGGCAGCGACCGCAGUUCCGCGCCGUCAUCUUCGGCGAACCGACCGAGAACAAGCUCGCGUGCGGCCACAAGGGGAUCUUGGGCGGGAGUAUUUUUGCGAAGGGCAAGGCCGGGCAUUCGGGUUAUCCCUGGUUGGGGAAGAGCGCCAUUUCUGUGCUUGUGCGCGCGCUGGAUAAGCUCUUGAGUGCGGAUCUGGGAUCGAGCGAGAGGUACGGCAACACGACGGUGAACGUGGGGUUUAUUGAGGGUGGCGUGGCGGCGAAUGUGAUUGCCAAGGAGGCAAAGGCCAGGCUGGCGGUGAGGAUUGCGGUGGGAAACCAGACCACUGGCGGGGAGAUUGUGGCGGAGGGGAUCAGGAAGGUGUUGAGGGAGACGGACGAGGAGGCGCUCGGGCUGGAGCUGGUGGCUGGAUAUGGGCCGGUGGAGUGUAAUUGUGAGGUUGAGGGCUUCGAGACCAUGGUGGCCAACUAUGGGACAGACGUCCCGAAUCUCCAUGGUGACCACGUCAGGUAUCUGUAUGGUCCCGGCAGUAUCCUCGUUGCUCAUGGCGAUGAUGAGGGGCUGCGAGUCCGGGAUCUCGAGGAUGCGGUCGAGGGUUACAAGAGGUUGAUCAAGCAUGCCGUGGAGGACUCAGCGUGAUUAAUUAGAUACCCGAAUCUGCUUUCCUUUGCAACUUGGAUGGGCAUGUUCGGUUUGUAAAGAUUGAGCUCAUCCACCUCCAACCGCACCCAACCACGCCGGUCUUGCUCCUCUCAUCGCCCGGCCUAGUUCAACAGCCCGGGCGGCCGAGUCUCUUUCCUCCCCACUCGACCUCC
This is a messenger RNA of Chaetomium strumarium, 1695 nucleotides long. RefSeq lists its product as uncharacterized. Bases 185 to 1519 code for a protein of 444 amino acids. Gene Ontology annotation, molecular function: hydrolase activity. NCBI's taxonomy places the organism in Eukaryota, Fungi, Ascomycota, Sordariomycetes, Sordariales, Chaetomiaceae. The record is from RefSeq and is a predicted model, not a curated record. The transcript is spliced from 2 exons.